AUGGGCGCCGAAGACUGGAACACACAGGAGGAGACCCGCAAGUACGCGGAAAAGCACCUGCGAAUCCUCUCAGGUCUCUACGGCAUCGUGCGGCCCUACGAUGACGUGAAGCCUGUCAGAGACGUCCCGAUGAACGCCAAGAUCAAGACGAAGAAAGGGCUCUACCUCACCGAGUUCUGGGGGGAUUCCAUCACCAAGCAGCUCAGCAGAGAUCUGAAAUCCAUCAGUGAAGGCAACAAAGGUGGUCAUUGCCUUCUCGUGAAGUGCACCAGCGAUGAGUACUUCCAGUCGGUGCAAGCGCACAAUCUCCCAGAGGGCACAACCUUGGUCGAGAUUCAGUUCGAGCAAGCGCCAGAGGAUGUCGUGGCGAAGGCUCGCUGCCUGUUUGCCCGCUUCGUGGUGGAGAAGAAGAUCUGCACCCCCGAGGGGCUCAAGGAUUUCAAGUCACAGGAGUGGUCCUUGGACGAGCGCCGAUGUACCAUCCAAAAGGUCUUCUAUGUCUGGAUUGGGGACGAGCGUCAUCGAAAGCAGAAGAAGUCUAAGAAAGACGACAAGGCAAGAGAUAAAGACAA
Molecule: messenger RNA, 572 nt
Organism: Symbiodinium sp. CCMP2456
Lineage: Eukaryota; Dinophyceae; Suessiales; Symbiodiniaceae
Source: the annotation of a GenBank genome assembly